Messenger RNA from Rotaria sp. Silwood1, 3768 nucleotides. The record is from the annotation of a GenBank genome assembly. NCBI's taxonomy places the organism in Eukaryota, Metazoa, Rotifera, Eurotatoria, Philodinida, Philodinidae.
AUGGAAGAUAAAUCGAAUAUUACCACUGACAAUAUUUCAUUAAAUACCAACGUCAACAAUGAUGAUAUUCAUGAAAAUUUAUCAUCCUCAAACAAUUAUAUUGAUUUUCUACAAUCAAAUGAUGAUGACAAUGAGAAAACAUCUGAACUGAUCGCUGAACAAGCAGAUGCUCUUAUCAAUGAGGGACAUUUGACUAAUACACACAUUCUUGGACUGAUACAAACUAGAGUUUUAUCCAUUCCAAAUGUUGAUAAUCAAAAUAUUGACAAUAUCAAUAACAACAUUAUCUCAGAAGUAAAUUCACAACUCGCUAGUACUAGUGUUCAACCAUGUGUACAAUCAAUAAUACUUGAUUCAGAACUUAAUGUGAAUCACACAAGUACAGACAAUAAUCAACAACAAAUAAAAAAGAAAAAACAUAUUAUGAUUAGUUAUAAUCAUGCAUCAGCAUCAAAUAUUGCACAAAAAAUCUAUGAUCGUCUCACGGAAAGACAUUAUAAUGUAUGGUUCGACAAGAAAGAUCUACAUGGUAGUGUACUUGAUAGCAUGGGUGAAGCAGUUGAAAAUUCUUAUGUUGUUCUUCUAUGUAUGACUGAUGGUUAUUCUAAAAGUGCCUUUUGUACAAAAGAAGCUAAAUAUGCUGUUGAAAAAAAAAUUCCUGUUAUUCCUUGUAUGGUUGAAAAAACAUUUCGUCCAUCCGGUGGUCUUGGUAUCAUUAAAUCUGAUCUCAAACAUAUUAAAUUGUUUGAUGAAGAUAAAUUUGAUGAAAAUUUCGAAGAAUUAAUUGAUGAAAUCAAUGCAAUUGAAAUAGGAUUAGGCAUGAAAUCUGCAGCACCUAUUAUGGAUAUAGAUUUUCGUGAUCAUUUCAAUGCUUUUAUUUCUGAGCAUAUAGAAUCUAUUAGAAAUUGUCAUCUUCAUCGAGAAAAUCUCACUGAGAAUGAAUUCGGUACAAUUCUCUAUAAACUUAUUCAAGCAUUUUCUCCGGAAACUUUAGAAUCGUUUCAAAACGAUCAAUCUAACAGUGUUGAUACAAGACAAUUAGAAACACAUGAUAAUGAUCGUCUUAUUCAACAUCUUCUAGAAAAUGAUAAAAAAUUAGCAGAAUUAGUUCGAAUUCAAGAAGAAAUUUAUGCUCGUAAUCAACAAUAUCUUCUCGAAUAUGAUGAACGAAUAGCAGCAUUUAUUCGUUUUCAAGAACAAACUAAUAAAAAUUUUAUGCAACAACAAAUAAAUCAAAAUGAACAUUUGUCAUCACUUAUUCAUGUUCAAGAAGAACAACAGCGAAAUUAUGCUUAUCUACAACAAUCACAACUUUUCAAUCAAAAUCAACAAUCAAUACAACUUGAAUAUAGACAACAAGACCAAGAAAAAAAUGAUCGUAUCUCACAACAACUUAUACAACAUAUUCAACAAUUGACAGAACUUAUUGUCAAACAACAGCAACAACAUGCCAAAGAUACUGAAUCUUUGCAUCAAUUAGUUAACCGAUCAUUAGAGAACAAUAAUCAAUAUUUUUCAUUACUUCAUAAUAAAUUUAAAAAAAAAAAUACAAAUACAAUGGAAAAUAUUAUUCAACAAAAUCCAAUUUUAUCUCAAUCGAAUCAAGAUUCACGAUUAAAUCGUUCAUUAGAAACAAGUCAAGUUGUUGCGGUUGCUGCAUCUAUUAAUUUAAAAAAUCUUCUUUCUUAUCAAGAUGUUAUGAAUGCCAUUGAACGUGAUUAUCAUUUACAUGAAGGACAAGAACGUGAAAUAAUUAUGAAAUUAUGGUUAAAAGGGCAAACAAUGAUUGCAAUUUUACAACGUUUUAGAUAUUUAUUACAAGAUCUUAAUAUAGAUGAUAAAGAUUUUUCUGAAGGAUUAAAACAAAUACGUGAAAAACUAAAUUAUGCUCAUCGUGAUGUAUAUUAUCUUCAAGAAAAAAAUCUUAUACUUGAAAAUCAAAAUCAUUUUCUUGAAAAUGAAUUUAAACGACAAUUAGAUAAAAUAGUUGAAGAAAAAAAUGAACAUAUUAAUCGACUUAUACAUAUUAUUGAUCAAACAUAUACACGAUCAAAUCAAAUAAAUAAUCAUAUUAAUGAUGAAUAUUAUUCAUCAAAAGCUGAAGACUUAUCAAAAAAAUUUAUGGAACAAAAUAUUGAAUUACAACAUGAAAUUGAAACAUUUCGUUCUAAACUUGAUUAUAUUGUAACAUAUAUUAAUCAAAAAUUGGAUCAACAAAAAACAACAACAACAUCAUCAUCAUCUUUAUCUAUACAUCAAUUAGUAUUUGAAACUAUGCAACAAACAGAAAUGAAAUUACUUGAAUUUAAAUUAAAAUUUAUUUCACAACAAGAAGAAAAUGAUCUUUUAAAAUAUUUAAUGGAAAAAUCACAAAAUAUAUCAGAUAUUGAACAAACAAAAUUAUUUUCUAUUAUUCAACAACGUUCACUUGAACGUGAAAUUGAUCUUGUUCGUCAAGAACUUGAAAUUACAGAGAAAAAAACUAUUCAAUUUGAACAAACAUUUGAUAAUUCAGAUGAAGGAAUUAAAUUUCAUAUGGAAAAUCUUAAAUUAAAAUGUGAUGUAUUACAUAAACAUAUUCUAACAUGUAGUCAACGAUUAGAUGAUAUUAAUAAACAAAAUCUUAUGAAAUUAACAAAUGAAAAUCAAAUAUUAAAAAUUAGAACUCAACAUGAAGAAUCAAAUACUGAUAAUAAAAGUAAUGAACUUGAAUUUGAAUUAUUACGUUUACGUGAACGUUAUAAUGAAGUAAUUGAACAUACAAAUACACUUAAAUAUGAAUUAAAUAAUGCACAAAAACAAUUACAUGAAAAAGAAAAUGAAAAAAUUGAACCAAAUUUAAAUGUUGAUUUGGAAAAAGAACGACGACGUGCAGAUGAAUUUGAAAAUGAUUAUAAAUCUUUAAAAAUAAAAUAUGAUGAUGUAUGUGAACGUAUUCAUAUAGCUACACAUCAAUUAGAACAUGUACAAAUUGUACUUGAAGAAACAUCACGUCGUUGUGAACAAUUAGAAAAAGAAAAGUGUGAAAUUAAUGCUCAAUCUGAAUAUCUUUCACAAAAUGUUCUUAAUGUAACAUCAAAAUAUAAAGAUAAAUUAAAUACAAUUAAAGUUCGUUUAGAACAAGCAGAACGUGAAAGACGUGAAGUACAACUUCGUAAUGAACAAUUUCAAAAUGAUAUUGAACGUCUUAAAGAUGAAUUAUUACAUAAAAAAGAACUUAUUUUUGAAAAAGAAAAAAUUAUUCAAGAUACACAAUAUAAAAAUCGAGAAAUUCUUCUUGAAAGACAAUCAAUUGAAGAACGAAUAUCAAAUGAAUAUAAAAGAUUAAAUGAACUUGUUGAUAAGAAUAGUCAUUUGGAAGAAGAAUUAGAUCGUAUUCGACGAAAUCAACUAUCUGAAAAUCUUAUUGCUCGACAAAUGGAAGUUGUUAAUGAUUCAUCUAAACAAAUUGAAGAAUUAAAAUUAAAAAUUGAUGAAUUUGAACAACGUUUUAUAGAAGAAAAAACAUCAAAAGAAUCUUUACAAGUUCAAAUGAAAAUACUCGAAGAAGAAAAUACAGAUCUUCGAGAAAUAAUGAAUCAAAUGAGAAAACGAGCACAAUAUGGUCGAAAAGAAGAAAAAGAUCGUAAUGGUGAAAUUCAACAAUUAAUUGCACGUGCAGAAUUUAAUGCUCGUCAAUAUAUGACAGCUCUUAAUUUAACAAGUUUUACAUCACAAGCUGCAUUAGUGAAGAUAAUGCCAUUAUCUUCAACAACAAAAAUUUCAUAA